AUGGAGUAUACCGUCUACGGCUACGAGGGUAAUCCUCGAACCCGCAUCAUCCGCAUAGUGGCUGCGCUUGAGGGAAUUCCCCUACAUCUGUCAACCGUAGUCCCUCGGAUGUAUGUCAAUACGGAUACAUACACUUCCGAGUUCCCCCUCAGCCGAGGCAAGGUGCCUGCCUUGAAAGGACCUAACGUGAAAAUCACCGAGGUCAUCGCAAUUGCAAAUUACCUCGCUAGGGUUCACAACCGGGCGAAGCUUUUGGGAAAUGGUUCGAACGAGCAAGCCGCGGAAGUUCUAUCAUGGGUGAGCUGGGCGAACCAAGAGAUGCUGGGUACUCUGGCUUCCUGGUUCUUGCCUUUGAUUCCGAAUCUGAAGAAGCCGGCACCCUACAAUGCGCAGGCUGUUGAAACCGGCAAAAGUGCAUCCAACCACCUCCUGGGUCUUCUCGAAAAGACCUUGGAGUCCAAAACGUACCUUGUCGGCAAGUCUCUCACUAUUGCCGAUCUUUUUGUAGCGAUGUACCUGGCCCGAGGAAUGGAGUGGGUCCUGGAUGCCGACUGGCGGGCUUCGCAUCCAAACAUCAUAAAAUACUUCAAUGGUAUCACAUCCAUUGACCAGUGGAAGACCGUCAUCCCGCAGAUGAAAAUGAUUGAGAAGGAGACUCCGAACGAAGAUCCAUAUGCUCAGGAGUGA
Penicillium digitatum Pd1 is the source of this 687-nucleotide messenger RNA. RefSeq names its product glutathione S-transferase family protein. The record is from RefSeq and is a predicted model, not a curated record. Lineage: Eukaryota; Fungi; Ascomycota; Eurotiomycetes; Eurotiales; Aspergillaceae. Gene Ontology annotation, cellular component: nucleus; cytoplasm. Gene Ontology annotation, biological process: translational elongation.